Bombina bombina (fire-bellied toad) is the source of this 1110-nucleotide messenger RNA. Its product is annotated as melatonin receptor type 1A-like. Bases 91 to 1044 code for a protein of 317 amino acids. The record is from RefSeq and is a predicted model, not a curated record. Gene Ontology annotation, biological process: G protein-coupled receptor signaling pathway. NCBI's taxonomy places the organism in Eukaryota, Metazoa, Chordata, Amphibia, Anura, Bombinatoridae. Gene Ontology annotation, molecular function: melatonin receptor activity. Gene Ontology annotation, cellular component: membrane. The transcript is spliced from 2 exons.
UCUAGAUGCUUAGAUAUCAUCCAAAAUGGUCCAAGCCCCUUUAACAAAAGGAUUUAGAAUAGCUAAGAUGAAGAGUAUUCUUUGACUACAAUGGAUCAAAUCACUACAAAACAGACAAUCCUGGGAGAUUUGGAAGAGGAACACAAUGAAUACCCUAUUUUUGUGGUUAGCACCAUGACUACUGUCUUGAUUAUCACUAUCAGUGGGGACAUUGUGGGAAACCUUCUGGUCAUCACUUCAGUUUUUAGAAAUAAAAAACUUCGGAAAGCAGGUAAUGCUUUUGUCGUCAGUUUAGCAGUGGCGGACUUGCUGGUGGCCUGUUACCCAUACCCCUUGAUUCUGCUGGCAGUCUUCAAUCAAGGUUGGAAUAUGGGCCCCUUGCACUGCCAGUUGAGUGGCUUUUUCAUGGGACUCAGUGUAAUGGGCUCUGUUUUUAAUAUCACCGGCAUUGCGGUCAACCGUUACUGCUAUAUCUGUCACAGUACUUUGUAUCAUCGGAUUUUCUCCAAUACCAGCACUGUUUGCUAUGUGGGGCUGGUCUGGGCCUUAGCUUUGGCAGCCAUUGUGCCAAACCUUUUUGUGGGAUCCCUUCGUUAUGACCCUCGUGUUUUCUCCUGCACUUUCUCCCAGUCUGUCAGCUCAUUUUACACCAUUGUUGUUGUGAUCUUCCAUUUCUUUUUGCCAAUUAGUGUAGUAAGUUACUGUUAUCUACGUAUUUGGGUAUUGGUGCUCAACAUCCGUCAUAGAGUCAGAUCUGAUAGAAGCCUCCGAUCUCAAACCUGGCCUUACAAUAUACAUAGUUUUAUUACCAUGUUUGUGGUGUUUGUGCUCUUCGCAGUAUGCUGGGGACCCCUGAACAUCAUUGGAUUAACAGUUGCUAUACACCCAUCUUUAGGAGAUUCUGUCCCAAGUUGGCUGUUUGUAGCUAGCUACUUUAUGGCUUAUUUUAACAGCUGCCUCAACGCUGUAGUCUAUGGAGCAUUAAACAAAAAUUUCCGCAGAGAGUACAAGAAAAUCAUGUUGAACAUUUUCCAGAUGGCUUAAGGCAUUGUCAAACAUUUUAGUCUUUAAAUUAUAUACAAAAAUAAAUAUUUCAUUACAUAUAAUAAA